AGUUCAGACUGGAGCCAGACCAGUGCAGUCGAUCCAGAAAGAUGUGUUGACAGUCUGGAGGGCGACGGAAGUUUCCAGCAUCCUCAUCAGUAAACUUAUGGUUCGUGUGUCUUUCAGGUCUGUUUCAUGCUGGACUCACUAAAGAGGAGGGCCUCCAUGUUAACACAGACCGACCCCAGCUGCUAUGUCCUAUACCUCAACAUCCACUGGCUGUGGUGGUGAUGUUGCAGCUGACAUGGCAACCCAGGCGUCCGAGCAGGCUCUGCUGGCCUCAGACCGCUACGCCAGACUCAUCCUGGCCCAGAUGAACAAGAUGCGGCUCCGCACCGAUUUUUGUGAUGUGGGGCUGAGGGUUGGCAGCCGGGUUUUCAGGGUCCACAGACUGGUGCUCGCUGCCAGCAGCCCUUACUUCUCCGCCCUGUUCUCCGGGAGGAUGAGGGAGGCGGAUAAGGAGGAGGUGCAGAUCCUCGGAGUGGAGACUGAAGUCUUUGACGUUUUGCUGGACUUCAUAUACACAGGCGUGAUCAGUGUGACAGUGGAUAACGUCCAGGAGAUGAUGGUGGCAGCAGACAUGCUGCAGUUGAACGAGGUGGUGUCUAUCUGUGGAGAGUUCCUCAAGGGCCACAUGGACCCAUCCAACUGCGUGGGCAUCUUUCAGUUCCUGGAGCAGAUUGCCUGCAUGGACAUGUUGGAGUUUACUGAGAACUACAUCCAUGUUCACUUUCUGGAGGUGUGUGUCACCGAUGAGUUCAGAGGCUUGUCAAAGGAUCAGCUGGUGAGGCUGCUAAGAAGUGAAGAGCUGAGAAUUGAGGAUGAGUACCAGGUAUUUACUGCAGCCAUGGACUGGGUUCUCCAAGAUGUGGCAAAAAGGAAAAAACAUGUAGUGGAGGUGUUGGAACCUGUCCGCUUCCCUCUGCUUUCUCCACAGAGACUGUUCAAGUACAUAGAGGGUAUUACAGACUUUAGCCUGCGGGUGGCACUGCAGACUCUGCUGAAGGAAUACACUGAAGUCACAAAGUCUCCCAAAGAAAAUAAACUGUACAGUCAGCAACAACCAGCCAAAAUGAGACCCAGAAGAAAAGCCAGGAAAUAUCUCUAUGCCAUAGGAGGCUACACUCGGUUGCAGGGCGGCCGCUGGAGUGACAGCCGGGCACUGAGUUGUGUGGAGCGCUUCGACACCUUUAACCAGUACUGGACCACGGUGUCGUCCCUGCACCAGGCCCGCAGCGGGUUGGGGGUCGCAGUACUGGAGGGCAUGAUCUAUGUGGUGGGAGGGGAGAAAGACUCAAUGAUUUUUGACUGCACUGAGAGAUAUGACCCAGUGACCAAGCAGUGGGCCGCUGUGGCAUCUCUGAACUUUCCGCGCUGUGGAGUUGGUGUCUGCCCCUGCCACGGAGCUCUGUAUGCACUUGGUGGUUGGAUUGGCUCUGAGAUUGGGAAGACCAUGGAGCGAUACGACCCGGAGGACAACAAGUGGGAGGUCAUCGGCAGCAUGGCGGUGCCUCGCUACUAUUUUGGCUGCUGUGAGCUACACGGGUUUAUUUACGUGAUUGGAGGAAUCAGUGAUGAAGGAAUGGAGCUGCGUUCAGCCGAGGUGUAUGACCCCAUCUCCCGCCGAUGGAGCGCUCUGCCCGUCAUGUCCACGCGUCGGGCCUAUGUGGGCGUCGCCUGCCUCAAUAACUGCAUUUACGCGGUGGGCGGCUGGAACGAGGCACUCGGUGCACUGGAGACCGUGGAGAAGUACUGUCCAGAAGAGGAGAAAUGGGUUGAAAUGUCUCCAAUGUCUACUGCUCGUGCAGGUGUGUCAGUGUCAGCUGUUAAUGGGCUGCUGUACGCCGUUGGUGGCAGGGCCGCCAGCCGAGACUUCUCUGCCCCGGUGACGGUGGACUCUGUGGAAAUCUAUGACCCUCAUCUGGAUACCUGGACUGAAGUUGGCAACAUGAUCACCAGCCGCUGUGACGGCGGGCUGGCCGUGCUCUGAUAGCCAGGAAUAUUCAAAAUGUGGACAUCCAUAUCAGCACUUGAAUCAUCCCAAAACUGCAUUGACUGAAAAAAAGCUGCACCUUAAGAAACACAAAAUUGUGUUUCUGUCAAGUAGGCGUUCACCCGAUUGUAGAUGUUAUUUAUACAUGGAUUAGACAUGUCUUUCCGUUUUAUUUGUCGAGAACAUUUUACAUUAAUUGAAAAUAUAACAGCAGAUCUGAAACUAGAAAAACGUCUUACACGACUCGUCCGUCUCUAUUUUGAAUUGACUAAAUACCUUUACAGAAAUAUCAGUGGAAACAAAGAUAUUUUUCAUAGCAGAGGAGUUCUAGCUUGGACAGUUCUGCUUCUCAAGUCGUUUCUUUUGGGAUCUGUUCUUGGACAAGAAGUGAAAGCACUCUUUAUUUUUUCUCCAGAAAUGUUUGAAAUGAGUGCGUUGCUACUUGAAAGAUUUAUCAAACCACUUGAGCCUGUUUUAUAAUGGAACCAAACUUCCAUGGUAAGUGGUUCCUGUAAACAGCACACCACUGUUGUCCCACUAGUGCAGUUAUCACUAAUUUCCACUGGAUUAUUUUUGUAUAUAUGAUACUGUAUAUAAUAGUGCCUCUUAAUCAAUAUUUACACUCAAUCGAGCAAUUGGUUGUCCUGUCAUUUCACUCAUCAGUUUCACGUGACAUUACUCAAAUUUAGAUUUUAACGUUCCGAUGUCGAGAUACACAACAUCAUUAUAAGACAAUGUCCAUACCAUUAUGAAGAAAUAUUUCUUUAAGUUAUCUCAUGUUUCCUCUUUGGAUGUUGGAGUUCAUCACGGUUGCUGACUGACUGAAGUUACAGUAUUUCCUAGCAAUACUAAUAGCAUCUUUUAUUGAUUGCUUUUCAAACUUAAUAAAAUGGUAAUGUUCUUUCUGGGUUUAAACUUCACCUACAGUACCUCUCUCCUUACUUUGGAUAGUUAGGCUCAGGGCCUCCUCCAGUGUAACAUCACAUUGAUUUUGCACAUACAAGACAAACACAUCUGAUUUGACAGUUCAAAGACAUUUUCUGCACCGUGCAAACAAGAACAUGUUCUGCACCGUUUACGUAACCAAUUAAAAGUCAGGUGUCUGAAUCAUAUUGUAAACUAACAGAUCGGUAAGGAGGUUUUUGAACAGUUAAAAAUAGUAACUGAACUAUACUGACUUGUAUCAGUUUGGAGUUGUAAAAGAAAGGUAUGCAAAUAGUCCAAUGUUUAUUGUCCCCAAGUUGCAUAUGAAAAAUUGCCAUAUUCAAACACAUUUCAAUAAUGGUACUUGUGUCCAUUCUUUUUACAGCAAAGAAUGAUUUUACAAAUGUUUUCUGAUAAAUGUUUCAUUUCAAAGUCUGUCUUGUUUUAUAUUUUAAAACUAGCUGGAAAAUUAUGUGCCUAUUUUUCAACUGUUAUUCAGCUUCUAAAUGAUAUACUACAUCUAUACAUGUCACACUUGUCCCAAAAGAUAUUAAAAGUGUUAGAUGUGGUAAAAGUA
This is a messenger RNA of Cyclopterus lumpus (lumpfish), 3485 nucleotides long. RefSeq names its product intracisternal A particle-promoted polypeptide (gene klhl27). Gene Ontology annotation, molecular function: actin binding. The transcript has 10 exons. Bases 185 to 1981 code for a protein of 598 amino acids. The record is from RefSeq and is a predicted model, not a curated record. NCBI's taxonomy places the organism in Eukaryota, Metazoa, Chordata, Actinopteri, Perciformes, Cyclopteridae.